Stomoxys calcitrans (stable fly) is the source of this 765-nucleotide messenger RNA. RefSeq lists its product as uncharacterized. Bases 1 to 765 code for a protein of 254 amino acids. The transcript has a single exon. Lineage: Eukaryota; Metazoa; Arthropoda; Insecta; Diptera; Muscidae. The record is from RefSeq and is a predicted model, not a curated record.
AUGGCAACGAGCGAUAGCAAUUCAUCAGUGCAAAUGCAAAUUUCCCGCGUAGCUGUGAAAGCUCCACCAUUUUGGCGUGUCGACCCUCUUUUGUGGUUCAAGCAAAUGGAAUCUCAAUUUUUGAUGGCUGGUGUUACGCAAGAUGCGACAAAAUUUCAUACCGUCGUGGCUUCAAUUGAAAGCAAUAUAUUGGAAAAGGCAGCAGAAAUUAUUGUAAAUCCUCCUUCGGAAAAUAUGUAUGACACGCUUAAAAAUAAAUUGAUUAGCAGUUUUACCGAUUCCGAGGAGAAGCGUCUCAAAAAGCUGUUGACAAAUGUUGAACUCGCGGACAAAAAGCCAUCCGAAUUGUUGUGGGAAAUGCGGUCUUUAUCACAAGGUAAGGUGUCAAAUGAUGUUUUGAAGCAGCUUUGGAUGCAGCGGAUUCCAACUCAAAUGAAGACAAUUUUAUCCGUCAGCGAAGAUGGUCUGGACAAAUUGGCUACCAUGGCCGAUAAGAUUGCUGACUGUAGCGAAUCAGAAAUAUGCUGUUUUUCACCUCCUGUGAAUCGUUUGGAAGAAAUUGAAAAGAAGUUGGCUAGCCUUUGCAUACAAAUAGAAUCAUUUCGUAAGUCCAGAAGCCGCAGUAAGUCAUCAUCUUCAAGACGUUCACAUUCAAAAUCCGGCAGCAAAGCGAAACCUUAUUGCUGGUAUCAUUUCAAAUUUGGAGAAAAUGCCAGGAAAUGUGUAGCUCCAUGUACGUAUAAAUCUUCAACUUCGGAAAACUAA